GGUCCGGACAGUUCCCGCAAUGAAGCUCCCGGGCCGCCGCCUCCUCGCCGUCGCAGCAGCCGCGUUGCUCGUGGCCACGUCGUUGCUGGUCGCCACCCUCCUCACCGCCUCGCCGCUGCAGUUCCUUCCGCUGCUGCCGUGCCUGCCCGCGGUCACAGCCCCCUCGGGCGCCGGGUACGAGCCGCCCGGCCUCGCCGCGCUCGCCGACGCCGCCGUGUACUACGCCACCACACGGGCCGUGCCGCAGCAGUCGCGCGCCGAGCUCGCGCUCUCCCUGGCCGUGCUCCGCCGCCGCGCGCCGCUGCGGCUGCUCGUGUUCGGCCUCGGCCACGACUCGCCGCUCUGGCACGCGCUCAACCCCGGCGGCGCCACCGUGUUCCUCGAGGAGGACCCGGAGUGGUACCGCGUGGUGCGCUCGCAGUCGCCGCACCUGCGCGCGCACCUGGUCCGCUACCGCACGCGCCUCGACCACGCCGACCUCCUCCUCGGCUCCUACAAGCGGUUCCCCUCGUGCGUCCCCGGCGCCGGCGCCGGCGCCGAGCCCGCCGUCCGCGCCAACGCCGCGUGCCCGCUCGCGCUGCACGACCUGCCGGCCGAGGUGUACGAGAACGAGUGGGACGUGCUCAUGGUGGACGCGCCCAAGGGGUACUUCCCGUCGGCGCCCGGGAGGAUGGCGGCGAUAUGGACGGCGGCCGCCAUGGCGCGCGCGAGGCAAGGCGAGGGGGACACCGACGUGUUCCUGCACGACGUCGACCGCAGGGUGGAGAGGAUGUUCGCCGAGGAGCUCCUCUGCGACAGGUUCCGGGUCGGAGGGACCGGCCGGCUCUGGCACUUCAGGAUCCCGCCGGUUUCACGGCGGGCCAACACCACGACGGCGGCCGGCGGUGGCGAGAGGCCGUUCUGCUGACAAUGCAAGUUGAGUUCUUUUGGAGACCUCCAAAUCCGGCGAAGCGGCAGCAAGGCGCCCUCUGAUUCGCCUCCUUGAAUCUUGAUUCCUGCAAGCCGGCUGCUAUGUCCAUUGCAUUAAAUCUGUGCCAAGGCAGAUGAACAGGAUGCCAGGAACACACAGCGUGUCGUCGUCAAUGCCGUGCCAACACCAGAUCUAGGCAGCGACAGGAUCACAGGGCCGUGCAGGAGAGGACCCAUGCCCCAUCAUAUCUCACUAGUGGAUUCUGCCUGCGUUUCAAUCACUUUAUCGUUGCAAAGGGGUUUCCCUUUCCUUUUUUACAUUAUUUUUGUGUGUGUGUGGCGGGAUGUUUAUAUUCAGGUCAAUUUCGAUGCAACCAAAGACAUACAUUUGUUGUAAUUAUGAAGACUUAGUGUUUUUUAUGACAUUAAGCUUCUGGAAUUAGUAGAGAAUAAUUUACUAGAGUA
Messenger RNA from Lolium perenne, 1374 nucleotides. Its product is annotated as arabinogalactan O-methyltransferase 1-like. The record is from RefSeq and is a predicted model, not a curated record. Lineage: Eukaryota; Viridiplantae; Streptophyta; Magnoliopsida; Poales; Poaceae. Gene Ontology annotation, biological process: xylan biosynthetic process.